AUGCGUUGCAGCGUGCCUUCAUUGGCUCUUUUGAGCUUGAUCCCAGCGGCUAUAGCAGCUCCUGCUCCUGCUGCUGAACCUGCUCCAGUACAAGCACCGGCACCGACACCUGCUCCAUCACUCGACGAUGCGUUGGCACUGGAAGAACGACAGCUCGGUGGCCUUUUGGGUGGUAUCCUAGGCGGUGUCAAUGGCGUUGUGACCGGCCUCCUUGGAAGUGUCGAGAGUGCUGCAGCAGCAAAGAACCCAGCUGCUGUCGGUUCUGCUCUCGUCAAGAUUGUAGCGCCAAACCGGCCUACCAACAUCGCAGAUUGCAUGACACGAGCAUCAAAAGUAUGGGCAAGCCCCACUGGCCGAACGGACAUUUACCCUGCUAUUGCUUCCCAAGUCGCUGUUGGUCUUGGUCCUCUGCUCGAUGGGACGCUCCUCACUGCUCUGACGGGUGGCCUUGCAGUGGGCGAGAACAGCAUCAACAACAACAACCCCAAUCCUCCCAAGAGCGUGUGGAACAUCAAAGGCGACGCGCCCUACUCGCUUUCGGAGAGUGCACUGCGCAAAGCCAUCUUCAUUCCCCCAACCUUCAAGUAUGGCGCUGGUAAGAAGCGCCCCAUCAUCAUGGUUCCAGGAACCGGUGCGUUUGGAGGCGUCAACUUUGCCAACAACCUGCGAAAAUUGCUGGUAAACCAGCCUUUUGCCGACCCAGUGUGGCUCAACAUCCCCGGUGCCAUGUUGGGCGACGCACAGCUCAACUCCGAAUACGUUGCGUACGCCAUCAACUACAUAUCAGCAAUUUCCAAAUCCAACUCAAACAACAUGGCGGUCAUCUCCUGGUCGCAAGGCGGUCUUGACACGCAAUGGGCGUUCAAGUACUGGCCGUCCACCCGCAAAGUCGUGAAGGACUUCUUGCCCAUCAGCCCUGAUUUCCGCGGCACCGUCCUCGCCAACGCACUAUGCUUGACAGCAGACUCCAAGCUGAUGUUGAACCCACUUUGCCCACCAUCAGUCAUCCAGCAAGAAGCGACAUCCGACUAUGUCAACACUCUCCGGACUGCGAAUGGAGAUAGCGCAUACGUCCCGACCACAACAUUCUACUCGGGCUUCUUCGACGAGAUUGUCGAGCCGCAGCAAGGCAACUUCGCAUCUGCGUUCAUGAACGACGGAAGAAAUGUUGGCGUGUCAAACAACGAGGUGCAGAAAGUCUGCGCGGGAGGUCUAGCAGGGACGUUCUACGGUCAUGCCGGUGUGCUGUUCAACCCACUCACGUAUGCUUUGAUCGUCGACGCGUUGACACAUGAUGGACCGGGAAAUACUAGUCGCAUCAACCUCGCCAGUGUAUGCAGCACGUACGCUGCGCCUGGACUGGAUCUGGACGACGUUAUUGCGACAAGCGGACUCAUUCCGAUUGCAGGUGUCAUGUUACUCACAUACCCAGACAAGAGGCUUGCAGAGCCUGGGCUGAAGAGCUAUGCGAGGUAA
Molecule: messenger RNA, 1476 nt
Organism: Parastagonospora nodorum SN15
Lineage: Eukaryota; Fungi; Ascomycota; Dothideomycetes; Pleosporales; Phaeosphaeriaceae
Exons: 1
Coding region: 1-1476 (491 amino acids)
Source: RefSeq, a predicted model, not a curated record